Messenger RNA from Talaromyces amestolkiae, 297 nucleotides. RefSeq lists its product as uncharacterized. The record is from RefSeq and is a predicted model, not a curated record. Bases 1 to 297 code for a protein of 98 amino acids. The transcript is spliced from 3 exons. Lineage: Eukaryota; Fungi; Ascomycota; Eurotiomycetes; Eurotiales; Trichocomaceae.
AUGGCUCCUGCUCAGGAUUCCCCUUCCAAGAAGCGUACCUCCUGGACCCCAGAGUUGAACCAGCAACUGUUCAUGGCACUGCUCAAGACCCUCGAUCCAAGUGCCAUCAACUACGGAAAAAUUGCCGAAGAGCUUGGUGGAGGGUUCUCGAAUCAAGCUAUUUAUAAACGUAUAUACGACAUCAAGAACAGAGGCGUUUCAUUCGAAAUCUCGGCCGCUGCCCCCAAGAAGCCCAACAGCACGACUACCAGCCCCAAGAAGCGUAAGGUCGCUGCUGACGCCGAGGAAGAUUUGUGA